AGCGACCGCCAGGGGGCGCCCGAGAUGGCAGGGGGCGUGGGAAGCCCACAUCUGCCCAGCAGGUGCGCCCACCCCAAGCAAACAGGGGGCCCGGGCCCGGGGCCUUGGAGAUAAGGCCUGGACAGGAUAUAUCCCGCGCAAGAGCCGAGGAGCAGGGGUGUGCAGGGUUCCAGCGACAGCAGCACUGGACUCUUCCAGAGGGCGGCGGGUGAGCGGCUGGGGCCCGGUGGAGCCACCAUGGACCCUGCAGGGGCAACAGACCCCUCAGUGCCUCCCAAUCCUUUGACUCACCUGAGCCUGCAGGACAGAUCAGAGAUGCAGCUGCAGAGCGAAGCCAACAGGCGGAGCCUCCCGGGCACUUGGACCAGGUCAUCCCCAGAGCACACGACCAUUCUGAGGGGAGGCGUGCGCAGGUGCCUGCAGCAACAGUGUGAACAGACUGUGCGGAUCCUGCAUGCCAAGGUGGCCCAGAAAUCGUACGGAAAUGAGAAGCGGUUCUUCUGCCCCCCGCCCUGUGUCUACCUCUCGGGGCCUGGCUGGAGGGUGAAGCCAGGGCAGGACGAAGCUCACCAGGCUGGGGAUGCGGGACCCACGGUCUGCGGUUACAUGGGACUGGACAGCGCGUCCGGCAGCGCCGCUGAGACGCAGAAGUUGAAUUUCGAGCAGCAGCCGGACUCCAGGGAAUUCGGCUGCGCCAAGACCCUGUACAUCUCAGAUGCAGACAAGAGGAAGCACUUUCGGCUGGUGCUGCGGCUGGUGCUGCGCGGGGGCCGGGAGCUGGGUACCUUCCAUAGCCGCCUCAUCAAGGUCAUCUCGAAGCCCUCGCAGAAGAAGCAGUCACUGAAAAACACCGAUCUGUGCAUAUCCUCCGGCUCAAAGGUCUCCCUCUUCAACCGCCUGCGCUCUCAGACAGUCUCCACACGCUACCUCUCUGUGGAGGAUGGGGCCUUUGUGGCCAGUGCACGACAGUGGGCUGCCUUCACGCUCCACCUGGCUGAUGGGCACUCUUCCCAAGGAGACUUCCCACCGCGAGAGGGCUACGUUCGCUAUGGUUCCCUGGUGCAGCUCGUCUGCACGGUCACCGGCAUCACACUACCUCCCAUGAUCAUCCGUAAAGUAGCCAAACAGUGUGCGCUCCUUGAUGUGGAUGAGCCCAUCUCCCAGCUGCACAAGUGUGCAUUCCAGUUUCCAGGCAGUCCCCCAGGAGGGGGUGGCACCUACUUAUGCCUUGCCACAGAGAAGGUGGUGCAAUUUCAGGCCUCUCCCUGCCCCAAAGAGGCGAACAGGGCUCUGCUUAACGACAGCUCUUGCUGGACCAUCAUCGGCACCGAGUCGGUGGAAUUUUCCUUCAGCACCAGCCUGGCGUGUACCCUGGAGCCGGUCACUCCGGUGCCUCUCAUCAGCACCCUAGAGCUGAGCGGCGGGGGCGACGUGGCCACGCUGGAGCUCCACGGAGAGAACUUCCACGCGGGGCUCAAGGUGUGGUUUGGGGACGUGGAGGCAGAAACCAUGUACAGGAGCCCGCGGUCCCUGGUGUGCGUGGUGCCGGACGUGGCGGCCUUCUGCAGCGACUGGCGCUGGCUGCGCGCUCCCAUCACAAUCCCCAUGAGCCUGGUGCGCGCCGACGGGCUCUUCUACCCUAGUGCCUUCUCCUUUACCUACACCCCGGAAUACAGCGCGCGGCUGGGUCACCCCGGCGUCCCCGAGCCCGCCACCGACGCUGACGCGCUCCUGGAGAGCAUCCAUCAGGAGUUCACGCGCACCAACUUCCACCUCUUCAUCCAGACUUAGGCGCGCCGGGUAGCCCCGGCUGCCCACCGUGGAGGGCUGCGCCCGCGCCAGGGGCGGGGACGUGUUUCUGGGUUCUAGGCCCUGCUUCCUUGCCCCUUUGCUGCAGAAGGGCAGCUGAAGGCUCACCCUAGAAACCGGGCCUGGUGGCUCUUACCCUGCUCACUCCCUCCCUCGUCCUUACACAUACAGGAAGACAAGACCUGAGUGGUGCUGUCUUUGUGUCCAUCAUGUGUGGCUCUCCCUGUCUUCAUCUCUUCUCACUCUGUCUCUAAACCUCUCUCUCUCCCUUCCCCCUCAGUAUUUAGUCUAUAGACCUAUGUGCGUGGCCCUAUCCCUCUGUCUUUUUCUCUCUUCAGCUCUCCCUGCUUCUCACAUACAAUUUCACAUGCCCUGAGGAGCCAAGUCUGGGACAUUUACCCUCCAGGCAUCUGUGUCCCCUCUUGAAGAGAAAACACACAGCUUCACACACCCAGGCAUGGGGGGCAAGCUCUUGGAGCAUCAGGACCCUGGAGCACCAGGUCCUGCCUGGAAUAUUAGAUCCACCUGAAAUGCCGGGUCUCUCUGAGUCUCAGCUGGGGCAUUUGGUCCCACCUGGAACACCAGUUCCCACCUAGAGCACUGUGUCCUGCCCUGGAACACAAAGACCUGCUCCUCCUGAGACUCUCUCUGACUGCAGCCAGGCAUAGUACCCUUGCCUGUGUUUGCUCCCUGGCCCACAGCUUUGGUGGCUGGGCAGGUGCCUGGACAGUGAUAAGGUCUUGCUGCCUUAACUGUCCCCCCAGUCACUUCUCCCACAGGUCCAGCAGGACGCAGUCCUGAGGAUCAGGGAUUCUAUAGCUGCAUUAAAAUCAAUCCUAUCCAAGGCAGAGUUUGGUCUGUAUGAGCCACCUCCCCAAGUGUGCCUCCCCCAACCCUCACACCCACACACAAAAAACGGGACCUGCACAGAAAGAAAAGAACCACAAGUCUGAUGGAGCAGAGAGCCUACCUUUUUGACGUUUUCUAGAGGAGGAACAGCGUGCAGAGGCAGCUGGCAUCCUGAGUCCCUGUCCCUGCCCUGGGGAUGUUACCCUACUGGCUAUCUCUCCAUCCCAAGCAAGGGCGCAUCCCAGGCCCAGAGGUGACCACGGGACCCUUUCAAAACA
This is a messenger RNA of Pongo pygmaeus (Bornean orangutan), 2936 nucleotides long. It is a transcript of the gene RBPJL, whose product is annotated as recombination signal binding protein for immunoglobulin kappa J region like. NCBI's taxonomy places the organism in Eukaryota, Metazoa, Chordata, Mammalia, Primates, Hominidae. Gene Ontology annotation, cellular component: nucleus. The transcript is spliced from 12 exons. Gene Ontology annotation, molecular function: DNA-binding transcription activator activity, RNA polymerase II-specific; RNA polymerase II cis-regulatory region sequence-specific DNA binding. Gene Ontology annotation, biological process: regulation of transcription by RNA polymerase II. The record is from RefSeq and is a predicted model, not a curated record. Bases 238 to 1791 code for a protein of 517 amino acids.